Molecule: messenger RNA, 315 nt
Organism: Mesorhabditis belari
Lineage: Eukaryota; Metazoa; Nematoda; Chromadorea; Rhabditida; Rhabditidae
Source: the annotation of a GenBank genome assembly
AUGCCAUUGAACACUGUUGGGACGGAGGGCACAAAGCAGAAGCGAAUUUGCGUGAUUGGCGCCGGCGGAUCAGGUCUGCCGUGUGUCAGAUGGGCUCGAGAGUACGGUGCCGAUGUGACAUGCUUCGAGCGAUCCAACGGAGUUGGUGGCCUUUGGCACUACAAACCGAAUCCAACGGAUCUUUCGAAUGUGAUGAGAGGAGCUGUGAUCAACACCAAACGUUUUCAGAUUCACCAACAACGUGCUGCUCAAAGUCAUCUCGCCGACGCGCUUCAGCAAGAUGCUCGUGAAGGGUCUGAACGAGCGCUUCGGUCA